Messenger RNA from Podarcis muralis (Common wall lizard), 3892 nucleotides. The record is from RefSeq and is a predicted model, not a curated record. Lineage: Eukaryota; Metazoa; Chordata; Lepidosauria; Squamata; Lacertidae.
UAGGGGAAAGAGGGCUCAGUUAAAGCGCCAGUGCAAGAGGAGGAAGUUGUCGUGGCGUGUUAAGGAGGGACUGAUUAAUCCGAUAUUACUAAGGGGCUUGCAGCCUCAGCGUGCUCUGCUGCACGUCUACUCGGAACUUAAUUUGUUCAGCUUGUGAAAGAAGGAAUGAUGCACAACUCAUUUGGGAUGGGAGGGCUUCGCAAAAGCGCCGAAAGAGCAGGAUCUUCACAACUGCUUUGCUGCCAGAAUGGCUCAGCAGUGCGAAAAGCAGAGAGGCCUGUUUUAAACGCAUGGCUGGAGGAGAGGUGGACUGGACCGUCAUCGUUUUGACAUGUCAGCACAAGGACAGCGUCUUUGCCUUCCAAAAAGAGCUGGAGAUCCGCAGGGAUCGGGGCUCCUUGGGGCGACAGCCCAUCCUGCUCACGGUUGAAGACCCCAAGGGCCAGGUUGGCAGUGGAGGAGCCACUCUCAACGCGCUCCUGGUGGCAGCUGAGCACUUGAGCGCUCGAGCAGGCUACACGGUGGUCACAUCUGAUGUCUUGCAAAAGGCCUGGAUCCUCAUUCUGCACAUGGGCCGGGACUUCUUAUUCGAUGACUGCAGCCGAGCAUUCACCUGCCUCCCCCUGGAGGAGCCUGUGGCCCCCGCUGAGGCACUCACCUGCAACCUGGACAGCCUCCUUGCAACCCUGAUGUACCAGGUGUGCAGAGGCUCCCCCCCAGGGGUCUGGGUUUCCAGCACAGAUAUGCUUCUCACAGUUCCAACCAUGACAGAGAUCGACUGGCAUGGAUUCCAGGGGGUGAGAGUCAUUGCUGUGCCCGGGAGCAUCUCCUAUGCCAGGCAGCAUGGAGUCUACCUCGCUGACACUCAGGGGGUGGUGCAAGACAUCUUUUACCAAAGCCCCAAAGACCAAAUCCAGCAGUGCGUGGGGCCAGACGGGAAGGUCCCGCUGGUGUGUGGGGUUGUCUUCUUCUCCUCUGAAGCAGCGGAGCAGCUUCUGGCCACCCAUGUCAUCCCACCCCUUGAUGCCUGCACCUACCUGGGGCUGGACUCAGGAGCCCCCGCCAUCCAGCUCUCUCUCUUCUUCGACAUCCUGCUCUGCAUGGCCAAGGGAGUCGGCGAAGAGGCCUUUGUGAAGGGUCAGAGACCAGGGAUGGGCAGCGGCGACAAUGUCCAGGAGGCAGGGUCAGAGAGAAGUGCCCGUUCCGUGCUGUGGAAAGCUCUCCAUGCUGUGCCUCUCACGAUGGGCCUUUGGAGGCCUUGUUGGUGUGGGAUACCCUCUGAGGUGCCAAUUGUGGCCUCUGGCUCCUCCCUCUUCACAGCGUACAUCCCUGAGGGUUGCUAUGACUACAUGACCAUGUCUGCCAGCGACCACAUCCGCCACCUCACGCCCCACCCAGGCAAUGCCCGCAGCAGGUCCUUCCGCAAAGUGGCACAUUCCCAUGUGGCUGAGCCUCAGCUGCUGGCUGAGGGCUGCUCUGUCACCAACAGCCUCUUGGAGGGAGCAGUGAAAGUGGGGCCUGGGAGCGUGAUCCAGCACUGCCGCUUGAAGGGUCCUUUGGAGAUCCACCCUGGCUGCCUCCUCACUGGGCUGGACAUGGCAUCCUCCGUGGUCCUCAGGAGCUACCUGCUUCGGGACGUGGUUGUCCAGGGACACACUGUCAGGCUGAGAGGGAUCCCUUGCAAGGUCUUCACCCUGAGUGGGCAUCAUGAUGACUGGCAGAGUAUGGCAGAAGAAGGCGGCACCUACCUGAACAGGCCCUGGAGUGAGUUUUUCCUCCGCACUGGAAUACGGAGUCAUGACCUUUGGAGCCCAGACAUCCCUUCCAGCCGCCGCUGCCUGCUGAAUGCCCGCCUGUUCCCCGUGCUGCAUGCCUCCGAGCCCCUGGGAGUUGGGGACGUCCUCUGGCUCUUGGGCUCCCCGCUUUCUCCUCCAGGGGCUGAGCAGCUGCAGCGCUGGCGGACUUCCUGGCGCAUGUCCUGGGAGGAGCUGAAGGGGAGCCUGGACCAGGAGGCAGAGCUGGCUGCCCGCAGGGCCACCUUCUUCUUGCAGGCCCAGAGCAAGACCAAGAGGGUCCUGAUGGAGCACAGCAACUGCAGCCUCCUACCGCUGAUCCGCUCUGCAGCCCUGGAGGGCUACCACAAGGCCAUGCUGGAGACACUGGACAAGGUUGCCUCCAUGGCCAAAGACCCUGGUGUUGCUGCUCGAUCCCUGGCUUGCAUUGCUGACCUCCUGGGCUGCCUGGCCAAAGGGGAAGGGGGCUUACGGAGCGGCCCGGCAGCCAACGCAGCCUGGGCCCAGGCCUUCCAGCACCUUGAGAAGGGGGACAUCCCUGAGGGUGUCAAGGAGCUGGCCAAGGAGAGGAAGAAGUGGCUGGACAGGCCUGUCCUCCUUGUCCGCGCUGCUCGACACUAUGAGGGUGCCGAGCAGAUCCUUGUCCGCCAGGCUGUGAUGUCCUCCUGCCAGUUCAUCAGCCUCAGGCUGGCCACACUGCCUCCCAUGGGCCGCUGGCUGAGAGCGGCCUGCCCAGCCAGAAUAGACCUCUCUGGUGGCUGGAGCGACACCCCUCCCAUCACGUAUGAACACGGAGGCGCAGUGGUGGACCUGGCCGUCCUGGUGGAUGGGCACAGGCCCAUUGGUGCACAGGCCCGGCGCAUUGCCGAGCCAGAACUGCGGCUCGUUAGCCGCAGCGGGAGGCUGGAGGGAGAGAUGGUGGUGGAGCUGGUCUGCAGAGACCUGGAAGACCUGCGGGAUUACUGCCAGCCUCACGCACCCGGAGCUUUGUUGAAAGCAGCCUUGAUUUGCACCCACAUUGUGGACCUUGCUUCUCAGAAUUCCUUGCGGGAGCAACUGAUGGAACACUUUGGAGGCGGCUUUGAACUCUGCACCUGGUCACGUCUUCCUCACGGAUCAGGACUGGGCACCAGCAGCAUCCUGGCGGGGGCUGUGAUGGCUUCUUUAUACCAGGCAUCUGGGCACUCCACUAGCGUUGAGUCCCUCAUCCACGCCGUGCUGCAUUUGGAGCAGGUUCUCACCACAGGCGGAGGGUGGCAGGACCAAGUGGGUGGGCUAGUGCCAGGCCUCAAGAUUGGGCGUUCAAAGCCUCAGCUGCCACUAAAGGUAGAAGUGGAGCAAAUCACCGUCCCAGAGGGCUUCAUACACACCCUGAAUGAGCAUCUGCUCCUGCUGUACACGGGCAAGACCCGCCUGGCCCGCAACCUGCUCCAGGAUGUUUUAAGGAACUGGUAUGCCCGGCUACCCACCAUUGUGCAGAAUGCCAGCGCACUGGUGAACAACGCAGAGGAGUGUGCCCAGGCCCUUCGGCAAGGCAACCUGGCUCUCCUGGGCAAGUGUAUGAAUCACUACUGGCUGCAGAAGAAGAAUAUGGCCCCUGGGUGUGAACCUUUGGCUGUCCGGCGCAUGAUGGAGGUGCUCCAGCCUCAUGUUUAUGGGCAGAGCAUGGCUGGCGCUGGAGGAGGUGGCUUUCUCUAUGUCUUAACUAAAGAGCCCAGGAACCAAGAGGCCUUGCAAAGGAUCUUGAUGGAAACAGAGGGCCUGGGGAAUUUCAGCAUCCACACUGUGGAGGUGGACAUAGCUGGGUUCCAAAUACAGCUUCUGGAGGAGGAUUGGGAACCAUAGGCACUGCAGCGUUUCCUGCCCACAUCCUACAGCUGUGCAAGAUCUAUGGAUGAAUGACUCAGUGGCUGAAUUUGGUUUAGUAUUUCUUUGGAAGAUUCAUGCACUCCUUCACUGCAGAUGGGGUGAAAACAGCAGCUGCCCCACCCAAGUGAAAAACAAUACUUAGUUGUGAAUUAGUAGGGCCUGGCAGUCAGAUCUGCAGCAUUCUUCAGGAAAUUACGUGAAGUAAUCAAUGAAAAACUUUUUAUUUCCUU